AAAAUUUGGCACGUCUGGUUCAGUCAGUAACUUAUCAUUCCGAAAGCUGUAACAUUUAGAUUGAAAAGUGUUGUCAGUGGUGCAAGAGAUUUUUUACGCAGAAGUGACCGAGCAACCUGCACCCAAAUGGAGUCAACAAAGGAUUCUUCCCUCCCAAAGAAAUUCACAUGGAGUGGAAGUCGCAACAGUCAUGGCAUCGAUUAUGAGAGAGACCUUGCUCUCACGCUGUUCGCUGCUGCAUCCUUAGAAGAGCGUUCUUUCCGUCUGGCAACGGAGAUGAAUGAGGCCGGAAAGUUUGAUGACGCUGUGCUGAUAUUGGACGAUCUGAAGGAAGUAUGGUUAUUUCAAGCCAAGCAUAGUCAGACAUCGAAUGCUAAAAUUGAAUUUGAAGAGUUUAUUCCUUCAAGUCUUGAUGAGAACACUCAAUUCUCCCUACCUAUGUACAUUCAAUCGUUCCUGAAUGUUUCACAACGAUGUGAGUUUAAAAAUUACAAAAAACGUUUUAUCAUCUUCAGCAAUAAAUCAAUUCUUGAAAAUACUAGAGAUAAGCUAGGAGAGCUCGUUGACAUACAAAACUGUGCUCUAAAUGACUCAUUGGAGAAGAAAGUGUUUAUCAGAAGUAGUGAGAGAUUUGAACCAAAAGCAGAGAAAAUCCCGGACCUACUGAACAAACUAAACGAACUACCUGUUGCCAUUAAGGAUGCUAUUAUUGAGCUUCAGAAGACAGGAACAGUAAAAGGUAUCUUGCGUAAAUACACCACUCCUCUACGAUCCAUAUUGGAAAUAGACGGCACCGUCCGUUUUUCAGAAACAUUUACAGAAAAUGACGAUGAUAUCAAUCAACAAUGGCUAUAUAAUGAACUUCAAACGUAUUUUAAUACUAAACGCUUAUCAGAGGUGGUAUUUCAUAAAAAGAUUGACAAACGCAUGUUGCAAAAUAGGUCCGGAGAAACAAAUUUUCCAUGGUUCAUCACAGAAUCCGAGUUAAAAAGUUAUUUUGAUUGCCUUGUCAUAUGUACCGACCAACCUGACAAACUUUUCCUAUUGAGAGACAGGAUUACAGAAUCGGCUGUAGGAGAGUGGAUUCACAAGAAAGACCGUGGCUUGUUUAGUGAUAGAACCAAAUUUCAUGUCAUAUUUGAAAAAGAAUUUGAUAUUUGGCACAUGGUUACCAACAUGGAUGGAAACCAGAAACCUUAUUUGAGCAGCUACGAAGGAAACAAGUGUGUUCAUACGGCUAGAGCAGAAGUGCGCAGAACUUUACAAAAUAUUACAGAAGCUGAUUUCAGUUAUUACGUGGAACGUAAGUUGGUUUUACAAAAUGGACUGGAGGAAAUCACAGAAGGUGGAUUUAUUUCAAUUCUGGGGGAAUCAUAUGAUCAAAAUGAUUAUUACAUACUUUUAGGUGAACCAGGAAUCGGAAAAACAACUUUCUUGAAAAAACUCACAUAUUCCCUCCAAAAUGACAUUAACAAACACGUGUAUCUAAUUAACAUGAGUAGAUUAUUCAAAAAUUAUGAGGCAGAAAACGAUAUAUUCACACUUAUGAAAUCCUCUCUUUCAAAAUCGAUUCAACAGUUGAUUCAAACGAGUAUGGAAUGUUGUCCACAACAGUGUUUCAUUCUACUUGAUGGUUUUGAUGAGAUUGAUGCUUCGUAUCAAAACUCAGCAAUCAAGCUUGUCAAGAAAACGUUCUGCAAACGUAAUAUUCGGGUUUUCAUAAGUAGCAGAAAUCAUUUGAAAGCAAUACUCGGAAAAGAAUUUCAAGCUAAGGAAGUAAAUCUUGUUCCGUUAGUUGAGGAUGAACAACUUCUAUUCUUGAGAAACUACUGGGACAUCAGUUCUGAUAUUGACGAGAAAGAUUAUGACCGAUUUAAAAUAUUUGCCAAGCAUUUACUCAGGGUUUUACAUGACGACAUUCAUUCAGUUUAUUUCCGAUUCACUGGCCUUCCUCUAGUGAUUCGAAUGCUAGCAGAAGUCUACAAGAAAAAGUUUGAAACAUAUUGGAAAUCGUCAAAUUCAAAUAUUACUGAAAUAUUAGAUACACAAAGCAGAUUCAGUGUAUUGCAUUUGUAUGAAAAUUUCGUCAACAUAUCAUUCAAUGUAUUCGUGAGGAAAAUAAUUAACGAAGAAGGUUAUGCAACAAUAGAUUCGAAAGUUGUAAGAUUUUUCAAAGACAAUUUGAAAAAUUUUAGUCGUGCGCACCAGUUAAUUGCCAUUAAUCAGUUAAAUACCCCCAUAUUGAGAAAUUCGCUAAGCAAUGACGAUUCUGUAACAAUUCUAGAAAACAUGCAACAAAUCUUGGAUAGUGGAGAAAAGUCAUUUUUAAUCAAUGUUACGAAUGAGAAUCAGUUAGAAUUCACUCACUUAUCGUUUGCUGAAUAUUUUCUCUCGAAAUUUUUGUAUGAACAUGUAUCAGAAUGUGAAACGGUCCUGUUCGAAGUUAUAGAUAAACAUGCAGUAAUUCGAGACUUUUUCUUUUCAAUGGUCGAAGAAAAUUGGGGAAACAGUUCGUCGCAAAUGAACGUAAUUAGUAGAAUCUGUCACAAAAAUUUUGAAAUAAUGUACUGGGCUUGUUCUGAUGGUUACGAAUCAAUUUUAAAAGAGCUCCUGAAGCACCAUAAAGCUAAAGUAAUAUUCAAGUCAUUCAAUUGUAGCACACUCGUACAUGCUGCUGUUCAAUCAAAAAGAGAAAAUAUACUCAAGUUUGUUCUUUGUGAACAUCGAUUUGGUCAUUGUACUAACCAUGAAACAAAUAGUAGUACAGUGAAUAUAUAUGAAACGGAAAUCAACAUAAAUACCCCAGAUGCAUACGGAGUUUCACCAAUUCAUUACGCUGCAUCUCAAGGGAACAAACCAUUUGUUAAAAUGCUCGCGCAAUAUGGUGCGGACAUUAAUACUCAAGGAUUAGGAGGGAAAACUCCUCUACAUUAUGCUGCUCAAAAAAGUAAUUGGGAAAUGAUCAAGAUGUUAACAACCGAUUAUGCAGUAAACUCGAAUAUUCGCGAUUGUGAUGGACGAACAAUUCUGCAUAUUGCGGCCGUGAAACGUGACUUAAAUAUUGUGAAAAUGAUGAUUGAAAAGCUUUCAUGUGACGUCAAUGAACAAGAUCCAUAUGGUAACACUUCGCUUCAUCUUGCUGCCAAACAUAGUACGUGGGAAAUGGUCAAGAUGUUAAUUGAUACAUUCAAUGCAGACUACAAAAUUGCCAAUGAAGAUGGCCAAACUUUUCUCCAUUUAGCGGCAGAAGAAGGUAUAAUAGAAAUUGUGAAGCUGCUUACAGAUGAAUAUGCGAUUGAUGUCAAUGCACAAGACAACGAUGGAAAUUCUCCUGUUCUUCUUGCUGCCAUUCAUAAUAGGUGGGAAUUAGUCAAGAAGUUGAUUGACAAAGAUUCAAAAUAUUCAGCGGACUACAAAAUGUCCAAUAAAGACGAUCAAACUCUUAUCCAUUUAGCGGCCAAAGGAGGAAAUAUAGAAGUUCUAGAGAUGAUUAUAGAUGACCAUUCGACUGAUGUCAACAUGCAAGACAAAAAUGGAAAUACUCCUCUUCAUCUUGCUGUCCAUUAUGAUAAAAGGGAAAUGGUCAAGAUGUUAAUUGAUAAAUACAACGCUGACUACAAAACUACUAAUAAACAAGGAAAAACUUGUAUCCAUCAUGCGGUCGCAAAAAAUAAUAUUGAAAUUGUUAAGAUGCUUCUAAAUGACUAUGCGACAGAUGUCAAUGCGCAAGACAACGAUGGAAAUACUCCUCUUCAUCUUGCUGCCUAUUUUAGUAAACGGGAAAUGGUCAAAAUGUUAAUUGACAAAUAUAAUGCUGACUACAAAAUUGUCAAUAAAGACGGACAAACUCUAAUCCAUUUAGCGGCCAAAGGAGGUAACAUAGAAGUUCUAGAGAUGAUUGUAGAUCACUAUGCGAUAGAUGUCAAUACGCAAGACAGUAAUGACAAUACUCCUCUUCAUCUUGCUUCCAUUUAUGGUAAGCGGGAAAUGGUCAGAAUGUUGAUUGACAAAUAUAAUGCUGACAGCAAAUUCGCCUAUAAACAUGGACUAGCUCUUAUCCAUUAUGCGGCCGCAAAAAAUAACAUUGAAAUUGUAGAGAUGCUAAUAAAUGACUAUGCGGCUGAUGUCAAUGCGCAAGACAGCAAUGGAAAUACUCCUCUUCAUCUAGCUGUCUUUUAUGAUAACCGGGAAAUGGCCAAGAGGUUAAUUGUUAAAUAUAACGCUAACUACAAAAUUCCCAAUGAACGAGGACAAACUGUUACUGAUUUAGCAGCCGCAGAAAAUAACUUGGAAAUUGUAAAAAUGCUUGCUGUCUUGUCUGGUAAACAGGGAAUGGUCAAGAUGUUAACACUCCCGGCCCCGUGAUCAAAAAAAUGUUGUAACUAAAUGUUUAAUUGGCUAUAUCUCAGUGAUGGCUCAACCGAUUUUCAAAUUUAUUUUAUCAAUCUCUUGUCCGAAUCUUCAAGUUCCAAACAAUUGAACAAAAAUCAUCCCAAGCGUUUUCAAAUUUCUCCUAGAACAGUGCAACCGAUAUAUUUGUUACACUGCAAAAUAUUUUUGCUGGUAAUCAGCAAACCUUGCUGAUUUUUGACGUGCUGAUUGCAUUCAGCAAUACAAAUUACUGAGUAU
Messenger RNA from Aedes albopictus (Asian tiger mosquito), 4629 nucleotides. RefSeq lists its product as uncharacterized. The record is from RefSeq and is a predicted model, not a curated record. Gene Ontology annotation, molecular function: protein binding. The transcript has 2 exons. Bases 127 to 4365 code for a protein of 1412 amino acids. Lineage: Eukaryota; Metazoa; Arthropoda; Insecta; Diptera; Culicidae.